GGUGCCAUGGGAUCAAGUAGGUCCAACAGGUACAGCAUUGUGUCGGGCGUUUUACCGGUGGACGAGCGCCAGAGGAUCGCCAGCUUAGGACUCUGCAACGGCCACAGCUCCACCAGCUUCCAGCUGCGCUCAGCCGGCGACACAGAGACGGACGACAGUCGGAGGAGGUCGGGAGAAUCGGUGGUGUCCAGCUCGACCACACACGGAGGGAUGAACAACUACAACGGAAAGAUUCUGACGAGGGGCUCCAACCAGGUGCGGAGCAGGUUUGUUAAGAAAAAUGGACAAUGUAAUGUUGUGUUGACCAACAUGGAAGACAAGGGGCAACGCUACCUAGCCGACAUCUUCACCACCUGCGUGGACAUCCGCUGGAGGUACCUGCUGCUUAUAUUCUGCACCAGCUUCAUGGUGUCCUGGUUUUUCUUUGGCAUCAUCUUCUACACCGUCUCCCUGGCACAUGGAGACUUUGAGGAGCACGGGCUGGUGGCCGGGGGCUCACAUGGACCCACCCCUGGACACACACCUGGAGGAAAGCCACAGAGGAUGCCCUGUAUACUUCAUGUGCAGGGAUUGGUUGGGGCGCUCCUGUUCUCCAUGGAGACCCAGACCACCAUUGGUUAUGGCUGGCGCUGUGUUACUGAGGAGUGCCCGGCCGCGGUGCUAACCGUGGUGGUCCAGUCCAUCGUCGGCUGCAUCAUUGACUCUUUCACGAUUGGCACCAUCAUGGCCAAGAUGGCGCGGCCGAAGAAGAGGAAUCAGACCCUCGUGUUCUCUAAGAAUGCCGUCAUCUCCCUGCGCGACGGCAAACUCUGCCUCAUGUGGAGGGUGGGCAACCUGCGGAAGAGCCACAUCGUGGAGGCUCAUGUCCGAGCACAGCUCAUAAGGUCCUACGUCACCGCUGAGGGAGAAUUCAUCCCCUUGGAGCAGAUGGACCUGAAUGUGGGCUACGACGAGGGCACCGACCGGCUCUUUCUAGUGUCGCCACUGGUAGUAGUGCACGAGAUAGACAAGGAUAGCCCCUUGUAUACUUUAAGUCGAGCUGAUCUGGAGACAGAUGACUUUGAGGUUGUGGUGAUCCUGGAGGGGAUGGUGGAGGCCACGGCCAUGACCACCCAGUUCCGUAGCUCCUACCUCGCUCGAGAGAUCUUCUGGGGUCACAGGUUCGAGCCUGUGAUCUACGAGGACCAGGACCGCUACAAGGUAGACUACUCACGCUUCCACAAGACCUACGAGGUGCCGUCAACGCCUCACCUCAGCGCCAAAGAACUCGGCGAGGCCGUGAGUCGAGCCUCCUCUGCUGCUUCUCACCUCCCUGCAUGUAGAUCCACUCAAGACUUGAUUCCCAGGACGCUGAGCGCCUUCUGCUACGAGAACGAAGUCGCCCUGAGCUGCGGGGAGGACGAGGACGACAUUUUCGACUCCUCUCAGAUCGUAGGGAAGGAGAGGCCGGAGGAGAGGACCACCUCAGUUUCUGUAGACUUCCAAAAUAUGUUCCAGGACAAUGCCACCAUGACAUCAGGCAGUCACAGCGUCAUGUGUGUUCUGGACAUGGACAACAAUGAGAUGGAGUUUGACAUCCUGCAGACGGCCAUUCCUCUCGAUCCUGUGACCUACAAGAGCGAGCAAGAGAUCUGA
Messenger RNA from Pleuronectes platessa (European plaice), 1635 nucleotides. It is a transcript of the gene kcnj4, whose product is annotated as potassium inwardly rectifying channel subfamily J member 4. Gene Ontology annotation, cellular component: plasma membrane. Gene Ontology annotation, molecular function: inward rectifier potassium channel activity. The transcript has 2 exons. The coding region runs from base 7 to 1635 and encodes 542 amino acids. The record is from RefSeq and is a predicted model, not a curated record. Lineage: Eukaryota; Metazoa; Chordata; Actinopteri; Pleuronectiformes; Pleuronectidae. Gene Ontology annotation, biological process: potassium ion import across plasma membrane; regulation of monoatomic ion transmembrane transport.